CCUUGCACUGGGGCAGGCAAUGGGCCCUCCCAUGCAGAAAACGGCCCCACUACUCCCAAUUCCAGUCACCUCAUUGGCCGAUUCUCCGAAGCUGCAGCCCAGCGGCAGGCAAAGCAUCAACAAUUUUUUUGCUUCGCAUCGAUAAUCGCGAAUUCUGAGGUCGACUUGAAGGCCCAUUCGCAACUACCAAGCCGUCCACGCGCCGCCGCCAAUUGCCAGUCAACCACGCGGUCGCAGAUACAAUCGCCCACCAUGUCGCAAUCAGUCGUCGACUCGCCAUCACCCACCAAGUCCGAGAAGAAGCACAAGAAGGACAAGAAGCGCUCCAGAGAAGAGGCCGAAGAGGUCCCCGCCGUCGAAGAUGCCCCCAAGAAGCACAAGAAGUCCAAGUCCGAGUCGCUAGAAACCGAGACGACCGAGAAGAAGAAGAAGUCGAAAAAGUCAAAGAAGGAUGACGAGGAUGUCGAGGAGGAGGCUCCUGCCAAGAAGGAGAAGAAGAAGUCCAAGAAGAGCAAGGAGGAGCCCAUGGUAGAGGAGGAGCAAGAGGAGGAGGAGGCAGCGGUCGCAUCAGAAUCGGAGGCCGAGGAAAAGAAGAAGCGCAAGAGCAAGGACAAGAAGGAGAAGAAGGACAAGAAGGACAAGAAGAAGCGACAAGCAUCCGCCACCCCCGAGCUCGAAACCACAACCGCCGACGAUGCAAUGGACGUCGACACCACUACCUCCUUCCCCACCGACGACGUCGACUUCCCCUUCUACACCCAGGUCCACUCCCUUUAUGUGCCCUUCUACCCCUGCGGCUUCGACAAGCCCCUGACCAACGUCGCCGCCCAACACCUCGAACCUCUGCUCAACCACUACUCCCCCGUCCUCCGCGGCGUUCUCCUCCGCUACACCAACCUGAACCUCUCCGAGCGCCCCGUCCAAGCCUCCGUCAUCAACCCGCCCACCGACGAGACCCCCGCCCUCUUGCGUUCUGUCGACGAAUACGCCGUCGGCUUCGCCUACCUGACCUUCGACGCGCACAUGUUUAAGCCCGCCCGCGGCAAGUGGAUGGAGGGUGUUGUCCAGCUGCAGUCCGAAGGCCACAUUGGCGUGCAAUGCUGGGGGAGGUUCAACGCCAGUAUCGAGGCGAAGAGGCUGCCAAAGGGUUGGAAGUGGGUGGAUCUCAAGGGCGACAAGUCCUACAACCAACAAGAGGAGGAGGAGCAGGAGGAGGAGGAACAAGGAGAGGAAGAAGAGGACCAGCUGGACGGCGAAGAGCUGCAGGUUGUCGAACAAGUGCACACCACCGGCUACUGGGUCGAUGCCUCCGGCAAGAAGGUCUCGGGCAAGGUGCGCUUCAGAAUCAAGAACUUUGACGUCGGUCUCGCCGGCGACUACGGCUACCUCUCGCUCGAAGGCACAUUCCUCAACGACGAAGACGAGCGUGCUCUGCAAAAGGAGGAGCGCGAGCUGGAGCGCAAGCGCCGCUCGAGGCAGAACCCCGGUGGUCUCCUCAGACCGAUGAGCAGGAGAGUGCCCGAGUUCAGCAUGACCAAGUUCGGCAAGGAGGAGGAAGAGGAGGAUGCGGGACAGAGGACGGUGUUUGCAAAGGUGACGGGCAAGGAGGGAGAUGUUACGCCGGAUGAUUAGGUGUGGUCUGGGUUGACGUGCUCGGGGUC
Molecule: messenger RNA, 1661 nt
Organism: Neurospora tetraspora
Lineage: Eukaryota; Fungi; Ascomycota; Sordariomycetes; Sordariales; Sordariaceae
Exons: 1
Coding region: 253-1632 (459 amino acids)
Biological process (GO): DNA-templated transcription initiation; DNA-templated transcription
Cellular component (GO): RNA polymerase I complex
Source: RefSeq, a predicted model, not a curated record